AUGGCUCAAAUCUCUAAUCCAAUUACUCCACCAAUGAAGUCUACUGGUGACCGUAUGAUGACUUUGGAAACCCAAGAUGGUAUUGCCUUGCAAGGUUACUCAUUUGGUGCUCCAGUUGCAGCAGCUGGUGAAGUUGUUUUCCAAACUGGUAUGGUUGGUUACCCAGAAUCUAUUACUGAUCCAUCUUAUGAGGGUCAAAUUUUAGUUAUCACCUAUCCAUUAGUUGGUAACUAUGGUGUUCCAGAUCGUUCAUUGAAGGACGAUGACGUUCCAGAAUUACCAAAGUGCUUCGAAUCCAACAAAAUCCACAUUGCUGGUUUAGUUGUUGCCCAUUACACCGAAGAAUAUUCUCAUUUCUUAGCCAAGUCUUCCUUAGGUCAAUGGUUACAAGAACAAGGCAUUCCUGCUAUUUACGGUGUUGAUACCAGAUCCUUAACCAAAAGAUUAAGAGAAAAGGGUUCUACUUUAGGUAGAUUGGCUUUACAAAAGUCUUCUUCUAUGAGUAGUGAAAUUAUUGAAACCUCAAAAUGGGAACAACAUUUUGAAAUUCCUGAAUGGGAUGAUCCAAAUGUCAAAAACUUGGUUGCUAAGGUUUCUACUAAAGAACCAGUCUUAUAUACCCCAAAGAAUGAUGUAAAAGUUGGUAAGAAUGGUAAGCCACUUAGAAUAUUGGCAGUUGAUGUUGGUAUGAAAUAUAACCAAAUCCGUUGUUUCAUCAGACGUGGUGUUGAAUUAAAGGUCGUUCCAUGGGAUUAUGAUUUCUCGACUGAAGAAUAUGAUGGUUUAUUCAUUUCCAAUGGUCCAGGUGAUCCAUCUGUCAUGACCAACACCGUUUCAACAUUGCAAAAAGUUUUGGAAGCAGGUAAAACUCCGGUAUUUGGUAUUUGUUUAGGUCACCAGUUAUUAGCUAGAGCAACUGGUGCCUCAACUUUGAAGUUAAAGUUCGGUAACCGUGGUCAUAAUAUUCCAUGUACUUCGACCAUUUCUGGUAGAUGUUACAUUACUUCCCAAAACCAUGGUUAUGCAGUUGAUACUAAUACAUUAUCAUCUGGUUGGAAGGAAUUGUUUGUAAAUGCCAAUGAUGGUUCCAACGAAGGUAUCUAUCAUGACUCUAAGCCAUAUUUCUCGGUCCAAUUCCAUCCUGAAUCUACUCCAGGACCAAGAGAUACUGAAUUCUUGUUCGAUGUUUUUAUCCAAUCUGUUGUUGACUUCAACAAGUCCGGUGUUCAGAAAGCAGUCGAAUUCCCAGGUGGCUUAGUCGAAGAAAAUAGAGCUGCUCAUCCAAAGGUUGAUGUCAAAAAGGUGUUAGUUUUGGGUUCCGGUGGUUUAUCCAUUGGUCAAGCUGGUGAAUUCGAUUACUCUGGUUCCCAAGCUAUUAAGGCUUUGAAGGAAGAAGGUAUUUAUACCGUGUUAAUUAAUCCUAACAUUGCAACUAUCCAAACUUCUAAGGGUUUAGCUGAUAAGGUUUAUUUCUUACCAGUUACCGCAGACUUCGUUAGAAAAGUUAUCAAGCACGAACGUCCAGAUGGUAUUUAUUGUACUUUUGGUGGUCAAACUGCAUUAGGUGUUGGUAUCAAAUUGAAGGAUGAGUUCGAAGAUUUGGGUGUUAAAGUUUUAGGUACUCCUAUUGAUACUGUUAUCACCACAGAAGAUAGAGAAUUAUUCUCUCAAGCUAUGGAUGAAAUCAAUGAAAAGUGUGCUAAAUCCGAAGCUGCAAACAAUGUUUCGGAAGCUGUUGCUGCUGCAAAUUCUAUUGGUUAUCCAUUGAUCAUUAGAGCUGCCUACGCAUUAGGUGGUUUAGGUUCAGGGUUUGCCGAUAACGAGCAAGAAUUAGUUGCUUUAUGUAACAAGGCGUUUGCAACCUCUCCUCAAGUUUUAGUUGAAAGAUCCAUGAAGGGCUGGAAGGAAGUUGAAUACGAAGUUGUUCGUGAUGCUUUCGAUAAUUGUAUCACCGUUUGUAAUAUGGAAAAUUUCGAUCCUUUAGGUAUUCAUACUGGUGAUUCUAUUGUUGUUGCUCCAUCUCAAACAUUAUCUGAUGAAGAUUAUAAUAUGUUAAGAACAACAGCUGUAAAUGUUAUUAGACAUUUAGGUGUUGUUGGUGAAUGUAAUAUUCAGUAUGCUUUAAAUCCAUUUUCAAAAGAGUAUUGUAUUAUUGAAGUUAAUGCUAGAUUAUCACGUUCAUCAGCCUUAGCAUCUAAAGCUACUGGAUACCCAUUGGCUUACACAGCCGCGAAGUUAGGUUUGAAUAUUCCAUUGAACGAAAUCAAGAACUCUGUUACAAAAUCUACCUGUGCAUGUUUUGAACCAUCGUUAGAUUACGUUGUUGUUAAGAUUCCUAGAUGGGACUUAAAGAAAUUUACCAGAGUUUCAUCCUUGUUAUCCUCUUCAAUGAAAUCUGUUGGUGAAGUUAUGUCUAUUGGUAGAACCUUUGAAGAGGCUAUUCAAAAGGCUAUUAGAUCCACUGAUUAUCAGAAUUUGGGUUUCAAUAAGACUUCUGCCUUGAUGUCAAUCGAUAUUGAUAAUGAAUUACAGACACCAUCGGAUCAACGUUUAUUUGCUAUUGCAAAUGCAUUAUCAGAUGGAUACUCUGUUGAGAAGGUUUGGAAGUUAACUAACAUUGACAAGUGGUUCUUGAACAAAUUAGAUGGUUUAAUUAAAUUCGGUAACUUAAUUAGCUCUUACGGUGUUAAGGAAAAUUUACCUGUUCCUGUUUUGAAGCAAGCCAAACAAUUAGGUUUUGAGGAUAGACAAAUCGCAAAAUUCUUAAACUCCAAUGAAGUUGCGAUUAGAAGAUUAAGAAAAGAAGCAGGUGUUAUUCCAUUUGUCAAGCAAAUCGAUACUGUUGCUGCCGAGUUCCCAGCUUUCACCAACUACUUAUAUAUCACUUAUAAUGCUGAUUCUUCUGAUGUUUCAUUUGAUGAUCAUGGUGUUAUUGUCUUAGGUUCAGGUGUCUACCGUAUCGGUUCUUCUGUCGAAUUCGAUUGGUGUGCAGUUAGAGCUAUUAGAACCUUACGUGAAAAUGGUACUAAGACAAUUAUGGUUAACUAUAAUCCAGAAACUGUUUCUACUGAUUAUGAUGAAGCUGACAGAUUAUAUUUCGAAACAAUCAACUUGGAAAGAGUCUUAGAUAUUUACGACUUAGAACAAUCAUCAGGUGUGGUUAUUUCUAUGGGUGGUCAAACUUCAAAUAAUAUUGCUUUGCCAUUAUACCGUCAAAAUGUUAAGAUUUUGGGAACUUCUCCAGAAAUGAUUGACUCUGCUGAAAAUAGAUAUAAAUUCUCGAGAAUGUUGGAUAGAAUUGGGGUUGAUCAACCAGCCUGGAAAGAAUUGACCUCUGUCGAUGAAGCUGAAGAUUUCGCUGAAAAAGUUACUUAUCCAGUUUUGGUUCGUCCAUCUUAUGUCUUAUCAGGUGCUGCCAUGAACACUGUUUACUCGAGAGACGAUUUAGCUUCUUAUUUAUCUCAAGCUGUUGAUGUAUCUCCUGAUUAUCCUGUUGUUAUUACCAAAUAUAUUGAGAACGCAAAGGAAAUUGAAAUGGAUGCUGUUGCGAAGGACGGUAAAAUGAUCAUGCAUGUUGUCUCUGAGCACGUAGAAAACGCUGGUGUUCAUUCAGGUGAUGCUACUUUGGUUGUACCACCUCAAGAUUUAGACCCAGAAACUGUUAGACGUAUCGUUGAAGCUACGGCAAAGAUUGGUAAGGCUUUAGAUAUUACUGGUCCUUAUAAUAUUCAAUUCAUCGCUAAAGAUAAUGAUAUUAAGGUUAUCGAAUGUAACGUCCGUGCUUCUCGUUCCUUCCCAUUUAUUUCUAAGGUUGUUGGAACUGAUUUAAUUGAAAUGGCCACUAAGGCUAUUAUGGAUAUGCCACUCACUCCAUACCCAGGUGAAAAAUUACCAGAAGAUUAUUGUGCAGUAAAGGUUCCGCAAUUCUCUUUCUCACGUCUUGCUGGUGCUGAUCCUGUUUUAGGUGUUGAAAUGGCUUCGACAGGUGAAGUUGCUACUUUUGGUAAGAAUAAAUAUGAAGCUUAUUUGAAAUCAUUAAUUUCGACUGGUUUCAAAUUACCAAAGAAGAACAUUUUAUUCUCGAUUGGUUCUUAUAAAGAAAAACAAGAAUUAUUACCAUCGAUUAGAAAAUUACACGAGUUAGGCUAUAAGAUCUUUGCAACUGCUGGUACAGCAGAUUUCAUCAAAGAGCAUUCAAUUCCUGUUCAUUACUUAGAAGUUUUGGGUGACAAGGAAGAUCAAAAAUCAGAAUACUCUUUAACUCAACAUUUGGCCAACAAUUUGAUUGAUAUGUAUGUUAAUUUACCAUCUUCGAACAGAUUCCGUCGUCCUGCUUCUUAUAUGUCUAAGGGUUACGAAUCUCGUCGUAUGGCAGUUGAUUAUUCGAUUCCAUUAGUCACCAACGUUAAAUGUGCCAAAUUAUUAGUCGAAGCGCUCGCUAGAAACAUUUCGUUAGAAGUUUCCGAAAUUGAUGCUCAAACUUCUCACAAGACUGCUGUUAUUCCAGGUUUAGUUAAUAUCAAUUCGUUUGUUUCUUCAUUUGAUGAAUUUGAAGCUACCACUCGUGCAUCAUUAGCAUCCGGAUUCACAUUCAAUACAUUCUUACCUCAAACUUCGGAUUGCUCGACUGUUUCAAACAUCGAAACUUUAGCUGAUGCUAUUGAGUCAGCAACAAAUUCUGCUUACACCGAUUUCUCAUUAUCAAUCGCUGCUUCUGAAACUAACUCGGAAGAAGCUGCGCAUGCAGCUGAAGAUGCUGGUGCCUUAUUCAUUCCAUUCAAUGACUUCAACAAGUCUAAAGUUUCAGCUAUUUCAUCACACUUUGCUUCAUGGCCAGAAAACAAAGCGAUAAUUACUGAUGCAAAGACAACCGAUUUAGCAUCAGUAUUAUUGUUAGCUUCCUUACACUCCAGGUCAAUUCAUAUAACUGGUGUUUCUUCAAGGGAAGACUUAGGCUUGAUUAUAAUGGCCAAGGAAAAGGAAUUACAGGUUACUUGUGAUGUUUCUGUCUAUGCAUUAUUCUUGUCUCAAGCUGAAUUCCCACAAUUAGACUUCUUGCCAACUAAAGAAGAUCAGAAUGCAUUAUGGAGUGGUUUAGAAAAUAUUGACUGUUUCUCCAUCGGUGUCUUACCAUAUUUAGUCUGCAAGGCUCUUAAUAAGAAGUUCUCUCCUGGCUUAGGUACAAAGGAAACCUUGCCAUUAUUAUUCAAUGCUGUCAAGGAAGGUCGUCUUACAACACAAGAUAUAGUUGAGCGUUUCCAUGACAAUCCAGUUAGAAUUUUUAACAUUCCUAAACAAGAAUCUUCAGUUGAAUUUGACAUAGAUAGGUUAGCUGCUUCUACAAAUGAUUCUGAAGUAUUGACUAUCGCAAAAGCUAAUUUACAAGGUGCUGUUAAUCGUGUUUCUUUCCAUAACGAAACCGUUUGUUUGGGAGGCGAAAUCUUAGCUGUGAAAGCUUUGGGCCAUAAUGGAGUUGAACCAAGAGCUAGGUUUGGAUCUGUCACAGGUAUUCCUUCAUCUCCAGCAUUAAGUAAUAAAAAAGCUAGAAUGUCAUUCAAUGAAGGUGCUCGUCGCCCAUCACUUCUUAGAGAACAAUCAUCUACACCAGCUGAAUUCGAAAAAUUAGGUGCUGAAUUAGUUUCUCAACCUCCAAGUGGUUCAGUUAGUGGAGAUAACAAUGCAUUGAUUAAUUACAUCAGAAAGAAUAAUACUUUCUUGCGUAAUUCUGUCUUGUCUGUCAAAGAUUUCACUCGUUCUGACUUACAUUCUUUAUUCACUGUUGCUCAAGAAAUGAGAUUGGCUGUUGAAAGACAAGGUGUUUUGGACAUAUUGAAAGGUAGAUUAUUAGCCACUAUGUUCUACGAACCAUCUACUCGUACUUCAGCUUCAUUUGACGCAGCUAUGCAAAGAUUAGGUGGUAGAGUUGUUUCAGUUGCAUCAGCAUCUUCCUCAGUUAAAAAGGGAGAAACAUUACAGGAUACAAUCCGUACUUUAACUUGUUAUGCUGACGCUGUCGUUUUGAGACAUCCAUCUGAAGAAUCCGUUGAUGUUGCCGCCAAGUACUCACCUGUUCCAAUAAUUAAUGGUGGUAACGGUUCUAAGGAACACCCAACUCAAGCAUUAUUAGAUUUAUUUACUAUCAGGGAAGAAUUAGGUACUGUGAAUGGUAUUACCGUAACCUUUAUGGGUGACUUGAAAUACGGUAGACCAGUGCAUUCCUUAUGCCACUUAUUACGUCAUUAUCAAGUCAGAAUUCAAUUGGUUGCGCCAAAGGAAUUAGCUAUGCCUGAAAACAUCAAGAAAAUGUUACAAGACAAUGGUAUGUUAGUUCUUGAGUCAGAAGUCUUAACCCCAGAAAUCAUUUCUAAGUCUGAUGUCUUAUACUGUACCAGAGUCCAAGAAGAAAGAUUCGAAGAUAAGGAACAAUAUUUGAGAUUAAAGGACACAUACAUUGUUGACAAUAAGAUCUUAUCUUAUGCUAAGCAACACAUGUGUGUCAUGCAUCCAUUACCAAGAACUAAUGAAAUUAGGGAAGAAGUUGACUUUGACCAAAGAGCCGCCUAUUUCAGACAAAUGAGAUACGGAUUGUUUGUCAGAAUGGCCUUAUUAGCCAUGGUCAUUGGUGUUGAUUUCUAA
Molecule: messenger RNA, 6636 nt
Organism: Debaryomyces tyrocola
Lineage: Eukaryota; Fungi; Ascomycota; Pichiomycetes; Serinales; Debaryomycetaceae
Source: the annotation of a GenBank genome assembly